CCAGAUCUUGGAGAGGAUGGUCGGAGAUCGUGUGUGCGUCACCAGGCCCGAGGAGGACCGCAGGAGAAGAACAAUCAUCGUCGAGAAGGAGAAUGGCUCGUUCGGGUUCACGAUACAGAGCUAUGGCAUUCACUACAAGAAGGACGGCGAAAUUGAAGUCAUUACGUACGUGGACUUUGUCGAGUAUGCCGGUCCUGCGUUUCGGGCUGGCAUGCGCGAAGGUGAUGUUAUUCUCUCGAUCAAUGGCCAUGACAUGGAGAAGGCCGACCACAAGGCUCUAGUCAACUUCAUCCAGGGCUGCGGGGACAGGAUGCGUAUGGUGGUGCUGUUCGAAGAUUGUGUGCACAAGGUGGAACUGCACAUGCGAUACAUCCAGCUGCAACGUCUCCUGCAGGAGAAGAUGUCUGACCUGGAGCGGUUGUGUCACCAGGAGAAGUCCUUGCUGGCUGGUAAGUUGGCGUCAUCCCCUGUGCGUCACGCCUUCAACAUCGCCCACGCCCGCCUGCUGGACUGGUUGAGGGCGCAGCGCCGGCUUCUCCCGCCCGAACGGGACCUCACCUGCCUCAUCCCGACCUCACUUUCCACCUCCACCUCCACCAUCCACAACCUGUCUGCUGCUGCCCACCAUCCACACACCACCACUACUACCCCCCGGCAUCACCCGGGUGCCUCACACUCACACAAGCACCCAGCCACCGUCACCAUGCACGGCCACAUUCACCACACCACUCCCACCUCCCUUUCUUGCAGGGAUGACGUCCCUCGUCUCGAAGACCUCGGCAGAGCGUACACGCGAAGAAUGUCGGGUAGAAUGUCGCCGCAAGUCCAUGACAAUAAGAACCAGCUGACGACUGGGGAAAUAAAGAACGAGAGUAGGAGGACGGAUGAGAUCGGUGCUCUGUAUUCUCCGUCUUGUAAAGUGAUAAAUGCGAAUAUUUUUCAACAUCAGGAAAAUCAGGGUAAUGUACAGGGCUUCAUGGGGUGGGAUGCGAAUAUUUACUCAGACGGCAGUAUAGAUUCUCACCUUAUUUACGGUUCAAAUGCGAAUAACAGAAUGUCUUGGGGUAUGAACACCUUCCACGCAAAUCAGACUAACGAAUACCAUAGUUUGCCAUGUUCUGGGAGGACUUCUUAUCCUCCUUUGCCAACUAGUUGCAAUGAUCCUCUGUGCAAUGCAAACCACUCGCCGGGGUUUGCUGUUCAGAAGAGACAACAGGAAGGCGGUGGGGUUACCAUGCAGGACGGGGAGGGUAAAGCUUUCCAGAGCCACCGUCGAGCUCUCAGUGCCGAGGCUUGGAGGUGGCCGAGGGACAGAGACAACUGGCACGAGAUGCAAAAAAGCAGGAACGAGUCUGUGACACCGUUUUCCACAUUCUUAGGUCUUGAUGCGGUUUCUAAAGAGGGGAAUGUGAUCAUAAAGUCAAAGGGGAGUUACCAAAAAAGGGGAAGUUUACAUAGGAAGGACAGCUUUAAGAAAGAGCAAAUUAUGCAAAACAGUCGCACUGGGAGGGAUCCAGAUAUGCUGAAGAAGAAAGCGGAGGAUGAUCCUAGGAGGGGUAAAGCCGAAUACAAAAUGAGCCGGGCAUCAUCUGUCUCCUGUAUGCCAAAUGAUCAGUGCCUCAUGUAUGACUCGGUUAUAAAAGAGCUCAAAAGUUCCGUGACUCAGGAACCUCAGAACGGAGAGGGACCGAAGUCUCCCUUCGAGAAAAUGAGUCUUAGUGGCUUAGAAGAAUAUGACCGUAGUCCUAAGCAUACAUCAAGCCUAAAGGGACCCACAGAAUUCAACUUCAGCAGUUCUAGUUUGCCACACAGAAAGGGCUCUAAAACGAGAAAGAAAAAAGAUGCGCUACAUCCCAAGAAAUGCAGUUCUUUAGACGAAGACAAACUGACUAGUAUAUUUGGAUCGGAUGAUAAUCAGAAAAUUGAGUAUGGUCUUGAGGAUAACAUAGAUUCUUGUUCUGAGAUUUCAUCACAUGUACGAUCAUCAGACCUCCAUAUGCACCCAUUUCUGUCUCUGCCGUUUGCAUCUGCAAGAUUUGCGCCUUCUCCCUCGGAGAGUCAUCCUCACAUGGUGCGAGGGGGCUCCUUCCAUGCGCCUUACAGAUCUCGGCAGAACUCAGAGGAGAGACCAAGGAGCCUCUCAAGAUCCAAAAAAUCUCAGGUUUCUUCGAGCACUUCAUGGGAGUCUACUAAAAACACGCACAAGCAGAGGUCCUGCACCUCUCUAUGUGAGGGUUCUGGGGAGAAAAUUAGGGACAGUACAAAUAAGAAGAGUGUACCACCAAUAUCGCGAUCGGAGUCGCUCAGAUCUUCCCGUGGCUCUUCCACGCCCUUUAUCACGAGAGAAUGUAUAAAAGGUUCCUGCACUCAUAGCACGAAGCCAAGGCAGUCGAAUCGCAUUCCUUUCAAAAUAGGUCAUGGUGGGGAAAAUAAGCAGGAAAUCAUAGAUGGAUCUGAUUCUUAUAUAAUGAGCCGAAUUGUAGGUGGCUACAUGAAAGAUGAUAAUGUUGGUAAGGAAAAUUUAUCCAAAAGUGGAAGUCCUGCAGCCUGGAAAAAAUCAUGGAGGGACGAUAGGCAGAGAACCCAUCCUCCAGUAAAUGAAAUGUUCUCAAAGAAACCAGAAUGGAAUAGCUGCCAUACCGAGAAAAAUAAGCGUAGAAAUGCAAGUCUCUCUCGAAGGGAUGUAGGUCACAAAGAAGUAGAGCGUGAAUCCGAAGCAAGAGGUUGCAUGGGUACAAACUGGAUGUUCCCAUCGCCAAAGAACGAUGAAACAAGAUCAUGGCAGACGUCGCGUAAAGCCUCAUCCAAGUCUCUGCCUAAACAGAAGUCUUGGCAUGCGCGACAAGAGCCAUCCUUACAUCACCAGCCUCACAAUCGGGAGCACCAGCAGCACCAUGAACGUAAAACUAGACCAAAUUCAUUAUACUCCUGGACUGGAAGUUGUGAAGGUAUCAGUUCUGCAACAGAUCACUCUGGAAGGACUGUAGUUUCCGCACGCUCUCGGUCACUUUGCACUGAUUCACUCGUUACUCCAGCACGCGAAGUAAAUAAUUCUGCAGGAGAUGUCUAUCGCUUUGCUCCAGCCCCACAGGAGCCAAGGCUACGUUCAGAUUCUAUGGAAGCACGCUGGUCCUCAGACAACUCCCUAGAGGAUCGACCACCCGACCGUCGAGGUGCUACCACUAACUAUGAUAGUCUAUACUCAGAGAUAUCCAGUGAGUCAUCUGUAUAUGGCACACCUCAACCUAGGGACUGUCUUGUACCUCGAGAAGACAGAGGUGUCUUGUCAGAUGAUGAAGCUUCUGUUGACCUUGAUGCUACUCCUCGCACCCGGAGGAAUGUUGCCCCACGUCGACGGAAGUCUCAAGGGUGCAGAUCAAGUGACGACGUACCAAGGGCAGUCAGAGCAGUGGGGGAGAGGAAUGCCUUUACCCCUCCUGCAACAUCAUACCCAUCAUCCUCAUGGCCUGGCAUGUCUACCAGAAUGUCCUCCCCUGCCUCUAGUUCCCCAAGUGGUGAAUGGUUCCAGGCUGCAGAGGUGAGCCGGACAGUGGGGGCACUGGCUGACUCCCUUACCGCAUACCGUGCCAACCUUGUUUAAAUAAAUGAUUAUUGGUGUUUUUCUUUAUAUAUAUCUAUUUCAGCCUCACUAGGAUUUCAUGUUUUCUAUGUUUUUGAAAUCUGUUCCCUUAAUCCUAGCACAGCCUAAUGCAGUGGCAAUUUAUUUAUAAGAGAGAGUUCCUGUUAGUGUAUAUGAUUUAUUUAACCUAUCAUGAGCAUGUUAAUGUUUUAAGCAUGUUUUCCUAUAUGGAAUAUAAUAGAUGACCUGAUACUGUAGCUCUAGCAUGAAGCACAAUGAUUUAAACCAUUCCAUUAUUGUCUCUGAUUUAAAGUUUGAAAGAUUAUAAAGCCUAUUAUCAAUAUACUUGUACCUUUCACUGUAAAUAUGAUAGUGCACUCCCUAGCUUUGAGAUACUUACUAUAAUUCAUGAGAUUGGCAAAUUUUCAGUUUCUCAGGAGAUUUACUAUGAACACCUAUGUGAACUUAUUCAUAGUUCAUUGUGGUUAUUUAUAGUUACCAGUUUUAAAGCUCAAAAUAAUAGUAAAUCUCCUGAUUAUGUUAAAUGCUUUGACUGCAGACUGUUUGGUGUCACUGUGACAAACUUGCCUUUAAUCACACUUCUCUGUAGUUCUUACCUACUUGCCAUCAGUUGGACUGAAUCUACAGUGAUGCUGUGUUUAUGGCCACAGUCAUGAUGAGAGCAUUCAGAUCUCAGUACAUCCUAGCACAUCCUCCAUCUGAGAUUGACGCUUCAUUGCCUGGUAUGGUGGUUUCUU
Molecule: messenger RNA, 4338 nt
Organism: Penaeus indicus
Lineage: Eukaryota; Metazoa; Arthropoda; Malacostraca; Decapoda; Penaeidae
Gene: ssp6
Exons: 4
Coding region: 17-3601 (1194 amino acids)
Molecular function (GO): protein binding
Source: RefSeq, a predicted model, not a curated record